AGCCCUAGGCGUAUAUACCGAGAUCCAAGAUGGCGCGUUUUAAAGAAAGACCACUUCAAGAGUACUCCAAACCGUAUACACAGUGGUAAUGGAAGUAUUCUGCGCAGACGCAAUCCUUUACAUCUUCUGCUCACACAUCACCAUGCAUUUCCAAUUGCUGGCGUAUGAAGUGAAGCAAAUAGCGGACACCAGUUCUAACACAUCCGAGAGAGCAGAUUUCAAGACCAGAUUCAAGGAAUUAAUCACGACGCAUUUGAGAGUUGUGUUCUUAGUUAACGAGCUCGAAUUGGUAUACUGCAAGUCUACCCUGAUGAACUUCAUGGUCAGCUCUGCGCUUAUUUGUCUCACUGGCUUUAACGUUACGGCUCUGGAAGAUGUCGCUUUUGUGAUAACCUUCAUCGGUUUUCUCUUCAUAACUCUACUACAGGUCUUCUUCCUGUGUUUCUUUGGUGAAAUGGUUAUGAACGCGAGUGAGGAUAUAUGUGAUUCCAUGUACAAUAGCAAGUGGUACACGAUUGAUGCUAAGUCUGCCAAGAUGCUGCUUAUGGUCCAAAUAAGAUCACAAAGACCGUCUAAGCUCACUGCAUAUGGGUUCGCAGACGUUAACCUUCGAGGCUUUAUGAAGAUCCUCAGCACAUCUUGGUCCUACUUCGCGUUAUUACAUUCGGUUUACACGAGAGAUGCAGAAAAUUAACAUGUUUAAUUAUAGUUAAGCCACUCCUAAGAUGGAAUUAAUCAAUCAAUCAAUCAAUAAUACUUUAUUGCACAACAACAAAACAAAGGACAUAAACAUACGAAUAAAACAUAAGCACAAUAGGCGGCCUUAUUGCUAAACAGCAAUUUCUGCCAGGCAACCUUAGGGUGAAAGAAGAUUAUUCAUUGGAGCACGGGCUGGCGCAAUAAACAUAUAAUGAUACCAACAUAACAAUUAAUAGGUAUUUACUUCGUAACCCCGUUCGAUCUUCACCUAUCUUCUCCCUUCCCCUGACACCAGGGUUGAUG
Messenger RNA from Pectinophora gossypiella (pink bollworm), 1002 nucleotides. RefSeq names its product odorant receptor 67c-like. NCBI's taxonomy places the organism in Eukaryota, Metazoa, Arthropoda, Insecta, Lepidoptera, Gelechiidae. Gene Ontology annotation, biological process: sensory perception of smell; detection of chemical stimulus involved in sensory perception of smell. Bases 89 to 694 code for a protein of 201 amino acids. The record is from RefSeq and is a predicted model, not a curated record. The transcript has 7 exons. Gene Ontology annotation, molecular function: olfactory receptor activity; odorant binding. Gene Ontology annotation, cellular component: plasma membrane.